Molecule: messenger RNA, 867 nt
Organism: Coniosporium apollinis CBS 100218
Lineage: Eukaryota; Fungi; Ascomycota; Dothideomycetes
Exons: 2
Coding region: 1-867 (288 amino acids)
Source: RefSeq, a predicted model, not a curated record
AUGACUCUUCGCCCGCCUACUGCUUCAUACAUCCAGCGUCUCCAACGGCCUCAAUGUCUCCACCGCCAGCUCCAACAGCGAUGCUUCCACGCCUCGACUCGGCGCGACACCGAGGCCGUAAACCACUACGACACCUUAGGUCUAUCGCAAACAGCGUCUGCCGCUGAUAUAAAGCGCCAAUUCUACACCCUCUCCAAGCAGCACCACCCCGACCACAACCCCAACGACCCCGCCGCCUCAACCCGCUUCGUUCAAAUCAGCGAAGCCUACCACGUUCUCGGCGUCGCCGAAAAGCGCGCCAAAUACGACGAGUCCCUCCGCCCGCACCCCCGCCACCAUGACGCUCCGCACCACGGCUCCUACUCCUCACACGCCGGCUCGCGGCCCGCGUCCGGGCUAAGUCGACGACGGACUCAGUUCCGCGGUCCCCCGCCCAGUUUCUACCGCAGCGGGGGCUACGGGACGCACGGCGCGAAGCGGCGGGAGCAUGCGCCUGGCUUCGGCGGGGGAGGCGGAGAUGCCGGAUCAGGGGGGCCGGCGGGCCAGACGUCGCAAGCUUCGGCUGAGGGCGCAGCGGCGGGGGGGACGGGCGGGUUUGGGCCGGGGCAGGAACACCCGGGGGCGAGAGGGUAUGAGAACGAUAUCCCGUAUUGGGAUCGUGAGGGGCAUAGAAGGACGCAGGAGGGGGUCGAGUCGAGGUUGCAGAAGCUCAGGAGGGCGAGGAGUGGGCUGGGGGAGGAUGGGGCGGGUGGGGCGAGUAUGCUGUUUAACUUCUUUCUGCUGAGUGGGAUUGUGGGCUUGGUUGUGUCGCUGCCGGGGUUGUUUGAGAGGAAGGCGAGGGCGCAGCGGAGGGAGAGGGAGGGAUGA